AUGCUUUUCACCAAUAAUAAGCAGUCCCAGAGCACAACCCUGCCCCUCACCCCACUUCUGAAGGCAUGGGAAAAUAUGGAGAUUCAGAUACAAGGGGGUGAUGGCAAAUCUACAAACAGUCACCUCAUCGAGUGUACGACACAGACAGAGUCCAGGCGACAAAUAGCAAAAGCAAAACAAAUGCCCGGUCCCAUUCUCCGCGUGGCCAUCACGCAAGCUGAGCCCGUAUAUCUCGACCUCGAUGCCACGGUUGAGAAGACGGUGAAGAUUAUCGAAGAAGCAGCCCAGGGCGGCGCGAAGCUCAUUGCCUUCCCGGAAUGCUGGAUCCCGGGGUAUCCGGGGUGGAUAUGGUGA
Molecule: messenger RNA, 354 nt
Organism: Paracoccidioides brasiliensis Pb18
Exons: 2
Coding region: 1-354 (117 amino acids)
Molecular function (GO): catalytic activity
Source: RefSeq, a predicted model, not a curated record